UGACCUGUGCUGCGUUCAGCAGCGCUCAGCUCGACGUGCCUGUCGCUCUCGCAGCAUCGCCAAACACCCAACGCACCCCCAAGUCUCACAAGAGAGUCCGGUCGCUGACGCUCGCCACCAUGGAUCCCGACGAGCAGCAGCAGAGGCCGCCGCCAGACGAGCCGACGCUGCCGAGCGCCGAGCAGAUGCGGGCGCGCCGGCUCGCUAAGCUUAGUGCUUCUGUUCCCCCAGCCGGUUCGGCUUCGGCGGAAGACAAAAUAGAAGACUCCGACAAGAGUACCCCAGAGUCGUCCUCCGUUGCCGCCGCUGGCAGUUCCGUACCCGCCAAGAACCAUCCCACCCCUCCCCAGCAGUCGCGGGCUCAAAGCCCAGUCCCCUCACGGCCACAAGGAGGCAAGGAGGAUUCAGGCAUGCGGCCGCCGAAGAUCCAGAAGCCGGAGACGUUCGAGGACUGGGCCGACAGGACCAUCUCGCAAUUCUUCAGGGCUACCCUCGACCCAGAGCACCAAGCCGACGCCCUCGGCCACCCGCUCACGUACCUGCCCAACCUCAGAAGCGAACUCGAGGAGUCCUUGGGGGAGCCAAAGGAUGGAGACAAGCUCCGACUGUCGCAGGACAGCCUGGAUGCCAUAAUCCUUGAGGCCGCCACCGAGUUCCCGCACCAGAAACCGCUGCUUGAAUAUCUCCUCCCUUGUUGGAAGCGCAUCAUCAGGUUUAGCAAAUCCGCCGUGAUGGUGCGCAGCCCAGCGCCGGAGAAGGUCGCGCUCGUCAGCGAGGCCAAACGACUCUGCAUGAGCAACGUACUCUUCGCGCUCACGGUCCCCGACCUGUUUGGUCGCGAGGCAAAUCCGAAGCAUGACAGCCUGGCGCCCUACCUGCUCAGAGGCUUGGAUAGCGAAUCCGGAAUCUGCCUGGAUUUCUUGGAUGAAGCCGUCAAGAGGCUAGACGAGGAUGAGUCCUUUACCGACAUCUUUGUCAAUGCAAUGGCCGAGAUUAGCGCGAGGCUCUCCAAGAUGAGUCUGGCAGACAACUUCAGGCCACAUGUUGACGUUCUCAAACUGUACUCCAAACACAAGGAGCUCAUGAUCGCACUGGCUCGGCAUGAUUCCUUCCUGCUCCCGACGACCACUACACCGCCCUUGAUAGAGAAAGAGACGAUUUUGGGCCCAUUCUUCCGGCUUUCUCCCCUCCAGGCACUUGUGUCCAAAUCCUAUUUCCCUAAUCCGACAUCUCUCGACGAGAAUGCGGUCCGAAGCGCACAAAACGCCCUUCGCAUCACGCUUUCAGCUCACCAGAUGGAUCUUGCCGGCAUUACUAACAGCUUCGUGCGUGCAAACGAAGAGGUGAGGAACAGGAUGCUGGACUGGCUCGCCCUGGUCGUCAACUCCAACCACAAGCGACGGGCCAUGCAGGUUGAUCCCAAGGAGGUCUCUUCGGACGGCUUCAUGGUAAAUGUCACCUACGUGGUCAACGACCUGUGCCAGCCCUUUAUGGACCCGACCUUCUCCAAGGUCGGCAGGAUCGAUACCGACUACUUGCGGCGCAACCCGCGCGUGUCGAUCAAGGAUGAGACCAAGCUGAAUGCGGACCAGCAACAGUCGGACGAGUUCUAUUCCACAAAGGCUGAUGGGACCACCAACUUCAUCACAGAAGUGUUUUUCCUAGGGCUUGCAGCCAACAACUACGGCAACCAGUCCAUCUCCGAGCGGCUGAAGACCAUGGACAGGACAAACGAUAACUUCAGGAGAAAUUUGGAAGCCUUUGAGGCAGAACGCCAUCGCCACAUCAACAAUCCCACCCGGCUCCAGCUUUUCGACGCCAGGACUGCGCAGUAUCGCGAGGCUCUUGACCUCAGUCUGGCAAACAAGCACGCGGCUGUUGGCGUGCUCACAGACGAGAAGAUGCAAACCCGGUCCCUCCAAUUCAUGCGAUACGUGACUGUCUGGCUCUUGCGCGUGGCCAGUCAGACCCCUUAUACCCCUGACACGUCGUUGAAGAUUCCAUUGGCAUCUCCUCCCGCAGACAUUUUUGGCUGCCUCCCAGAGUAUGCUUUGCAGAUUGUCCUGGACAACUUCAAAUUCGUAUACAAUGCGAUGCCGCAAAUCCUAAUGUCGGCGGUCGGCGACGAGCUCAUGGUUCUUUGCAUCACGUUGCUUGAAUCGUCUGAUUACAUCCGCAACCCUUACAUGAAGGCGGCGCUGGUCACGCUGCUUUACUUUGGAGUGACCCAGUUCUAUCGUCACUGGAAGAACGGCGUCAUGUCAGACGUGCUCACCAAUUCCAAGUUUGCCAACGACCAUCUCCUCCACGCCCUCAUGAAGUUCUACAUCGAGUGCGAGUCGACUGGAGCCAACUCUGCUUUCUACGACAAAUUCAACAUCCGCUUCGAGAUAUCAUACAUUAUCCAACGGGUGUGGCCCAAUACACACUACCACCAGCAAUUGACGCAGCAGAGCAAGACCAACAGGGCCUUUUUCAUCCGGUUCGUGAACAUGCUACUAAACGAUGCCACGUACGUUCUGGACGAGGCGCUGGGCAAGUUCCACAAGAUCCACGAGCUCCAGGUGGAGCUCAGAGAGACCGGGGCCCUCACGGAAGAGGAGAAAAGGCAGAAGCAGGACGAGCUGCAGACGAUCGAGGGCCACGCAACAUCCUAUAUGCACCUGACAAACCAGACGGUGGCCAUGAUGAAGCUCUUCACAGAGGCUUUAGGAGAUGCGUUCACCAUGCCCGAAAUCGUGCAGCGACUGGCGGGCAUGCUGGACUACAACCUCGAGACGUUGGUCGGACCCAAGUCCAGCAAGCUCAAGGUCGAGAACCCGCAGAAGUACCGGUUCGAGCCCAAGACGCUGCUGGCGGAGAUCACGGACAUCUAUUUGAACUUGGGUAAGAAGCCUGCGUUCAUUGAGGCCGUCGCGGCGGACGGGCGGUCGUACAAGCCCGAGACGUUCGACGCAGCGGCGCGAAUCAUGCAAAGCAAGGGGCUGGCAGACCCUCCCAAGGUACAUGCAUGGGGGCGGCUGGUAGCCAAGGUGGUGGCGGCCAAGCAACUGGCCGAGCAGGCCGAGCAGGACUUUGGCGAGAUCCCGACCGAAUUCGAGGACCCGCUCAUGAGCGACCUGAUGAAGGACCCGGUGCAGCUGCCGUCGGGCAACAUCGUGGACCGGUCAACCAUCACGCAGCACCUGCUCUCUGAUGCGAAGGACCCGUUCACUCGACAGCCCAUGAGCAUCGACGACGUGGUGCCCUGUGACGAGCUGCGGGCCCAGAUCGAGGCGUGGAAGGCGGGUCGGAUGGCAGUGGCCAAGGAGAAGCUGGCGGCUAUUGCAGAUGGCAGCGCACCGGAGGUGAACAAAAGUGGUGAUGGCGGCUCAAGUAUACUGCCCGUGGACGCAGACUCGAUGGAUACCUCAUGAAUCCGGCCCCAUCAUGGUGUUUAUUCUAUACUUGGGCAUUGCUCAUUGUCCAAUCCAAGUACUUUUCUUUUUCCCAGCAACUCCCUGCCUGUUUGGGAGGUCUCUGCUGUCCCGCGCAUCCGCUGGCAUGCUGCCCGAACUUUGUGGCUCACCGGCCCUUGGAAAACGGUCCAAAUAGAUCUCUGCCUACUUUUGCAUCUGAAAUAUGGGCUGCUCUACUCUUAUGUCGCCUUCAUUUGCUGGUUGACUUCCGUCGUCCCCUUUGGGUUCGUUACUUUGUCCAGCCGCAGGAAGUGGUGGGAAUAUCCUGAGUUGGUAAAGUUCAAAUCUCGGUGCCUUGAUUUACUGUAAACUAACUAAAAAAAAAAAAAACGGUGUCUAAAACUCCAUCCUUUCCGAUCAUCCAAUUUUUCCGGAGAAAAAGAAGACCAAAGGUUAC
Molecule: messenger RNA, 3855 nt
Organism: Gaeumannomyces tritici R3-111a-1
Lineage: Eukaryota; Fungi; Ascomycota; Sordariomycetes; Magnaporthales; Magnaporthaceae
Product: ubiquitin conjugation factor E4
Exons: 8
Coding region: 120-3416 (1098 amino acids)
Biological process (GO): protein polyubiquitination
Cellular component (GO): nucleus; cytoplasm; ubiquitin ligase complex
Molecular function (GO): ubiquitin-ubiquitin ligase activity
Source: RefSeq, a predicted model, not a curated record